UUUCUUGGCUACAUAACAAUGGUAAUCACCAAGCUGAUAAUUUCUUGAAACCCAAUUUUCUCUCUUAAUUUCUUGCUCUGUCUCUCUGGUUAUAUCCCCCCUCAUGGUCAUGGCUGUCUAUUACAGCUACAGGGCUGUUCUCGCUUCUCUUCUUAUCUCUCUUCUUGUUCUUCAACUUGCUCAAGCUGAUAACAUGGUUAGCAGUGGCAAUGGCAACGGCACACAGAGCUCUCCCCCCAACACCAUAGAUUGUGGUGCAGCAUGUGCGACGAGGUGCAGCUUAUCAUCGAGGCCUCGGCUGUGCAAUAGGGCUUGUGGGACUUGCUGCUACCGGUGCAAAUGCGUCCCUCCGGGCACCUCCGGCAACCUUGAGGUCUGCCCCUGUUACGCCAACAUGACAACCCGCGACAACCUACGCAAAUGCCCUUAACCAACUCAGUCUCAGGGAUGGAAAGCUUUUUUUAUUAAAAAUCCUCUUUGGAGAAUGAUAGAUUAGAGACCGUCAAUUCAUCUCUUCUUCUUCUUCUUCUUUGAUUACUCUUUUCUGUUGUAAAAAGUUGUGAUUGCAGCUUAAUCAAUUAAUGAUUUAAUGUAAUUUCUGUUUUCCGAUGAAUGGUCGCAAACUCGCAAUUGCAAUUGAGACAUGGGCCUUUUUAAUCA
Molecule: messenger RNA, 660 nt
Organism: Nelumbo nucifera (sacred lotus)
Lineage: Eukaryota; Viridiplantae; Streptophyta; Magnoliopsida; Proteales; Nelumbonaceae
Product: gibberellin-regulated protein 1-like
Source: RefSeq, a predicted model, not a curated record